Molecule: messenger RNA, 3286 nt
Organism: Exaiptasia diaphana
Lineage: Eukaryota; Metazoa; Cnidaria; Anthozoa; Actiniaria; Aiptasiidae
Product: cation channel sperm-associated protein subunit beta
Exons: 5
Coding region: 1-3210 (1069 amino acids)
Cellular component (GO): CatSper complex; cilium
Source: RefSeq, a predicted model, not a curated record
AUGCUUUCAAACCCUACUAAGACAUUGAAGUGUUCAUCUAUCGGACUGCUGGUUGUUUUAACUGUCUUUGAAAGUGUAUUUUCGUCUUUAUUGCCYUACGACUUCGAMAACAACGAAGACGUCGAAAUUGUAGUUUUCACUUCAGAAGAUGAUGGCAGCGGCUUGCUUGGACAACUCUAUCUUCAAGGGCCAUCUCCUGAAAUUAAUAUUCAAUUAAGAUAUCGUGACAACGACACUAAAUACAACAGAAACGGUUUGGUUAAUCAUUAUUCCUCUCAAGGGAUUCAUCCGACAAUGAUGAUUUUCAAUGCAAGUUGGAAUGCUUCGCUGGAGUUGGACGAASUUGYCCAAACUAAGGACASCUUGUAUUGGAGACGCRACAUCACAAUUUCUAACCUCUUYUAUCAAGAGAAUAAGUAUUCAUUGAGAAGAUAUGAUUUCAUUGCUGAGCUUGGUAAGGGAUUAAACUUAUUUGAACAUCGUGGAAGUUUGAUUAUCAAAGAAGCAGAACCGUUGUUGGAUUUGCAAUUUGGAGACUUGGUCGACUCGGUUUCUGUGAAUGCAGAAGAGUUGAUAAUUAGAAACACUCCUUGCUCGGCCGUGGUUGCUGGUCUUGUUCCCAUAUCCAAUGCGAGCGAAAACCAAAAUUCUGGGUACUACUUCGGAGUCACRUACAAUUAUUUCAGCUCUUCUUCCAUGAAGUGGUUCAAUCUUCUAAAUCCUUCUUCUGGGACCCCAGAUAAACAUUCUCUUUGCAACCAAUCAUCAUUCGCAGAUUGCUCUGAUCUAUCAAUCCUUGAUUUUGCUCUUAUGAGAGACUAUCUUGUGUUUGUCACAACUCAUGGUAUUGCCGUGUCGCAGAGUUUCCAGGAAGCCUCAAAAAAUGGAUCUGGAUCAAAGAUAACAUUUACAAAAGUUCAAUCAGCUCAUCGGAUUAUUGACAGGGCAGUAACAACCAGUAGCCUAACWAGAAGCAAUGUCAAACUGUUCUAUACUUCAUAUUGCUACAGUGAUUUUGUGUCGGAUGGGAGAGAGGAAGUAUGCAUUGUCUAUAAUAACAAUACUGCUAAUGAUAUCCUUGUUCUAUGUGCUGUUCCACCUUAUAAUGAAUGGUUGAAGCAAGAUUUCAAUAACCUCUCUGGUGGCUCGUUGGUCGAUAAUUUAGUCCAUGACAUACAAAGAGAAACAAAAGUCUUAUUGGUAAWAGACACUUUAAAGGGAAGCUCAUUUAUUCAAGUUUACAAAGGAUCAUCAAAAAUCUUCCCAAUGUUUAGAUUUGGAGAGCCUGAUAUUGUCAAAAGUUUGCAUUAUCAUCUACAUACUGGUACCAUUUUUGCAUAUGGAUCACAGGUGUGGCAGUCACUAGAUGGAGGCAACUCCUUUCAUAGAGUGUCGUCCUUUCAAAACCAACAAAUCAGGUCGUUUGCAGUCGAUCUAUUUGGCGAAGUCUUUUCUGUUGUGACCAACAGUGGUACAAUUCUUGUUGGUAAAGUAGGGAUUCAUCGUACAGCUGUGCUCAAAACUAACGUCACGCUAUCGCAUGUAGUCAAUUCGCAAGUCGUCACUGAUUCUGAUAGUCUUGUAUUGCUAAAGGUGAACUCCAGCUCUUCACUGUCCAUCRRUCAUGAYGUCUUUAACCUCRAASUUUCUUCCGAUAUUAAAGAAGAGAUUCAGUCGACUUUGCUGGUCAAUUUCAAAUCAGAAACUAGAGUCGAGUUCUUGUUAGAUUGCGAGUGUUUUUCCACGUCAAACRUCGGUCAGAUUCUUCAUUCAAAGUACGGUGGUUUUGCUAUCAUAACUCAUAUACAAGAAGCCCCAAGCUUUAUUUCCAGUGUAUUUAAACAACACGUAUUUGGCUACGUUUYAAAGCCUUUUAACGAAGUARAAAGCAAUUCAMUUGCUAAAAUURAAGUCGAUUGGUCAGGGUGGAACGCAUCUUUAACAUUACUGAAUGGUGUAUGGGAAGAAGACGAUGUCGGACAAACUGUYGUACUUCCUAAUGGUCAAAGCUUUCUGUUAGUUCAUCGUCUCAGUCCAUCAAAGGCUAGUUGUUUGUCGUUUUUACCUUGGACAUACAAUGAUCCUUACCAUGGURYUCAYGAAGGAUGGASCUUGUAUGACUUUCGUGAUUCAAUAUCUAGUGAGAAAGCAUGGUGGCUGAAAGAAGACACUUGUAAAAGUAUCCUGAUUGAAGCGACGCAUUCAACACCUCAGUUCUAUCAUCUAGACUCCACAGAUUCAUUAGAAUUAACUGCAACGGUUGUUAGCAAGAAAACUGUACAUAAACCCAUACCAAGAGUUUUGAUAAGCCAUCCUGGACUCUUUACCACGACCUCGGUAUAUGAAAUGUCACAUUUGAAUACGACGCUAAAGAUUACUAUCAAACAAAGACCUUUAGCUUCAGGGACUUCACCUGUCACAGUCGUACUUGAGAACGCUUCGCUGUUUUGCCGUCGUACAUCUCUAACUGCUACAAUCCACAGUGGUUGUCCACCGUCUAAAACACUCCGAUGCAUUCACCCAUCGAUAUCCGCUGAUCGAGUGCAUAGUUAUAACCUACCAUACAAUUAUAGACCACCUUCAGUUCGAGGUAAAGCAAUACCAAUGACGAGCCAUAUUUACAACGUAGACCCCCUGAAACCGCAUUACAGAAGUGCCUAUGCAAUUACAAGAGAAACUGUUAGAUACAAGCAGUGCUUAAAUGUGGGUACUAGAGCUGGGUGUGGCUGUACACGUGCUCUACGAAGAUCAACCCUAAUAGAACACUCCGACUGUAUUGAUGCUGCUUAUAGGCUGUCAUUUUCGGAAAUGCUAAGGCCUAAAUUUCUUAUAUCAAGAACAGGGCGCGGGACUGAAUCUCUUAAGUCGCCGUUUUAUUUAGAGGAGCUUAACCAUCGCGUUGAUUACGUCAUUCUAAAUCCAUCUAACAAGACCGUGAUGGAAACCACCGCUAUUAUCAUGGAAGAACGCAUUAAUAGCUCCAUUGAAUUCAUGGGGUCAGGUCUAUACCAUUUUAGGGCUCACCCAGUUCGAGAAAAUUACACGUUUUGUGGACUUACCGCUGAGUUUGUAGUGUUUAUUGUAGAAACACCUUUGCCUUACCCUGUGAAGGAUAUUGUGAUGGCUUGUACCGCGAUGGGCUUUUCAGCCAUGUUGUAUGUGAUUUACUUGACAUACUUCCAUGGUAAGAAGAAAAUCAAGUAUGAUUGACGUCCGUCAUUCUUUGACUCAUCUGUGGCUUUCAUUGCGUAUCGCAAGCUACAAUCACAAGUCAGAUUAUAUUUUA